This is a messenger RNA of Aphidius gifuensis, 755 nucleotides long. Its product is annotated as acylglycerol kinase, mitochondrial-like. The transcript is spliced from 3 exons. Bases 48 to 650 code for a protein of 200 amino acids. Gene Ontology annotation, molecular function: ceramide kinase activity; acylglycerol kinase activity; ATP-dependent diacylglycerol kinase activity. NCBI's taxonomy places the organism in Eukaryota, Metazoa, Arthropoda, Insecta, Hymenoptera, Braconidae. Gene Ontology annotation, biological process: ceramide biosynthetic process; protein insertion into mitochondrial inner membrane. Gene Ontology annotation, cellular component: mitochondrion; TIM22 mitochondrial import inner membrane insertion complex. The record is from RefSeq and is a predicted model, not a curated record.
UUCAAUGACAGCUGACAGCAUUUCCUGGACCUGGGUACCUGGUGUUCAUGGUUCUCAUCAAAAUGUAUAAUAUAAAAAAAUAUGUUUCAGGUUAUGCAAUUGAUGUUGCUGGUAGUGAUGGUACAUUGUCAGAUGUUCUAACUGGUCUUAUGAGAAAAUACAAUGGAAAUUCAGCAUAUUCAAAACAAUUUCCAAUUGGAAUUUUACCACUUGGUGAAACAAAUAGAACAGCAAAUCAUUUAUUUAAUAAAAAAUAUGAUAAUUUAUUACUAGUUCAUCAAUUAGCUGAUGCAACAAUUGCUACAAUGAAAGGAUCAACUAAAUAUAUUGAUGUUGUUGAGCUUGAAUCACUUGAGAAUCCAGAUCCAGAAAAUCCAAUAAAACCUAUAUAUGCAGUUGGACAAAUUGAAUGGGGUGCUUGGGGAGAUGCAAAUGCUCAAAAAGAUAAAUACUGGUAUUUAAGAUCACUUCGAAGAUAUGCAUCAUUUGUAUUUUGUAGAUUGAAAAAUAAUUUAAAUUGGCGUAUUGAUGGUACACUUAAAUAUACUGAUCCAUGUAGUGGAUGUUCUCGUUGUUAUCAAGAUAAUAGAAAUCUACAAAAUAUAACAUCUUCUGUAAAAGAAGGCUGGAGACGAAUAAAAGGUGAAUAAUUGACGUAUACUUUUUGUUACUUUUUGUUGUCCAAUUAAACAUGUAUAUUUCUAAAUACAUUGGAAUUGGAGUUUUUUUCCAAAUCGAAAAACUUGUUGACGAUU